Mytilinidion resinicola is the source of this 922-nucleotide messenger RNA. RefSeq lists its product as uncharacterized. The record is from RefSeq and is a predicted model, not a curated record. The coding region runs from base 1 to 753 and encodes 250 amino acids. The transcript has a single exon. Lineage: Eukaryota; Fungi; Ascomycota; Dothideomycetes; Mytilinidiales; Mytilinidiaceae.
AUGCUCGCACGAAAUGCACUGGCAGAGGCACUUUUGAAACUCGAUACCCGGGAUGCUGUGGAACAAGCUCACGAUCACUUCAAAGACAUGCUUCGUCUUUCCCGCGAUGAUAACUUCUGCAUUCGGCAUCUGCUACCAGCCUUGAAGCUCCGACUAGGGAGGGAUCGAGAUUGCUACAGAUCUGCCGCAUGGUACGAGCAUCGCAACACUGACUUCAUGCAACUGGACAAACAUUAUGGCCAAGAUUGGAGCCUUACGGAUAAGCCAGAUCUGGAUCUCAGAAAGUACAAUGCUUUCGCUUCAGUCGAGCUCUUUACCAGCCAGUACUCCAACCUCGCUCACAGCGUAGCCAUCAUUCUAGUCAAGAUUAGACUCCUCCGUGACUUAGAAUGCUUGCAGAGGCCGGUCGAACGUCUCAUCAGCUCGAUCGUUACCAACACCAAAUUCAUCAAAGUCGUAAACAAGCAGCCACUGCUCAUCCCGCUGCUGAAAGCGCAGAUCGAAGAGUUGUACUAUGCGAUUGAGAGGAACAACUCGCACUUCUGGGAAGCUCUCCUUCAGUGCGAACCCGACGUGAGAAAGGACUUGACUGCGCCGCCAAGGGGGUAUCCCAAGGGUACUGUGCAAGCGAUGCAGGUGGUCCUUAAGUACUUCUAUGCUUCUUGGGCCGAGACUCCUGGUGCUAUCGAUUUCAUCCGAGAGCUUCGUUCCCGUGGCUUGAAUGGCUCCGAGGUACUUUUUGAAGGAAGCUGAAACCAGACGAGUUCAACGACCGAAGGACAUACGAAGCUACCCUAGACACUGGCAAGGAGGUGGGCACGGAAUGGAACUCUAUCCUCUUACCCGGUCCCCAGCUUCCUAUUGUUUCUUUGAAUUACCACAAGCAGAAGUAGAAUUCAGUAACGUAGUAUGCAAUAAGCUG